AUGAAGGUGCACCAGGACAGCAUCUCGUCUCAGCUGGCCGUGUUGGCAAAGCAAGGGAAGUCAGUGUGCCGCCUAAAGGGAGGAGAUCCCAUGAUCUUCGGCCGAGCAGGCGAGGAAAUGGAGGAGCUGGCAGCAGCUGGAGUUCCUUACGAGGUUGUGCCAGCCGUGACUGCUUGCUUAGCAGCAGGUGCUGAUGCCCGUGUGCCGUUGACGUAUCGUAACUGUGCGACUUCACUUCGGGUUCAGACGAUGAAUCCGUCCACCAUCAAAGACGAGCAGUUCGACUGGUCGCAAUUUGCAGCUCCCAGCGCAACCUUCGCCCUCUACAUGGGGCUCAGUGUGGUGGAGAGUGUCACGCAGAAAAUGAUGGCGGCCGGGGUUUCUGCCGAAACACCUAUGGCGCUCGUGGAUAGAGCCUCGCUUCCGGAGAUGCAGGUUGUAGCGGGCACUGUGGCCACUCUUGCCGCCGCAGUCAAAGAUCGCAAAGACCUGCCAGGACCAGCUUUGAUCCUGAUGGGUGAGGUCGUGGGCAUGCGAGACCGGGUUGCAGGCAGUCUGCCGCCUGCCAGCAGCUCUACGCAGCCUGCUCUGGCUCUUCUACGUUCAAAACUGCCGGAAUUAGGCGAUGACGAGCUGAGGCAACUCCAACAGCAAGCUGGCGACUUGCUGGCCGCUCGAGCGAAGCGCAAGCUUGAGCAGGCCGGCUAUGCCGCGUGA
Symbiodinium sp. CCMP2592 is the source of this 717-nucleotide messenger RNA. NCBI's taxonomy places the organism in Eukaryota, Dinophyceae, Suessiales, Symbiodiniaceae. The record is from the annotation of a GenBank genome assembly.